GAAGUGUUUAAUUGGCCAUAGCAGCAAAAGGAUGUAUGAGGAACGCUGUCGUAUUUAUUAGAGGGCAUAAUGCAGAAUCCUUUAACUUUUUCUGCAGAUGAACACAAAUCCCCUUCUGAUAUCAUACAAAGUUGUCAGAAGAAAAGCCAAUUUAGGACAAUCGCUCCAAAAAUGGUAUCGAAAGUUUUAACACCUGGAGUGGUUUCUUGUCUCCAGUCACCUUUGCCUGAACAAAAUACACCUGUUUCGGCUGCAGGUUCCAAACCACUGGUAGUGCCUACACAAAACUAUGCAGUGAUGCAGGUUGCUGCUCACGAGGGAACUUUUUCUGUUCUGGCUUUGCCUUAUGUUACCCCGGCAGUAACACAGCAAAUGCAGCAGUCCAAGAGGAGCCCUUCUGAAAAUCCCAAGCUGCCUAUCCCUAGGUACCAGUCUGUGAGAAAUAAAAUGCUGAGUGAGAAGAAAACAACUCAAAUCUCUGCUCUGGCUGCGCCUGACAAGAUUGGUACCAAAGCCCACGUCUCAUCACAGGCCUCCCCCGUGACUGCGGUAGCUGAAGACUAUCCUGAAGCUCAUAGCAGUUCAGAUUCGUCUGAGCAAGGGAUGUCAACGGACCAUGGUUCAGCUGGAAUUGCAGUUGCUGCACUACUGAAUGAAAGUCAUGGUGUGGAUUUGGGGGCUCCUUUACUAAACAAAGCACACGUUACUAACGGUAAUGUUUCUGGACCAUCUGGAAGUAAGGAAUCUUCAACCAAGCCAGCAAGUACCGGUAAUCUCAUAAAGGACUCUGUGAAGUUAGCGUUUGAAAACACAAAAAAUCCACUCAUCUUGUCCAAGAAACUAAAAGAAAAAAACAUGAAUUCUGCAAAUUCUGUCAGGAUAUUGUCACCAGCAGUUUCUGGCAGUGCAGUACAGCUAACUCCAUCUGCACCAAAAGGAAAGCUUCCAAUUCUGCCUUACUCAAGAGUGAAAAAUACAAUAUUUUCUAAAUCUAAGCAAAAUGCUGAUGCUAUAGAUGUAUCUGGUCCUUCGCUAAGAUCUGAUUGUGAAAAGACACCAUCUUUGAUGAAAACCCUUCAUGCUCCUACUAAGACAUCUGAUAAACGAUUAGCUGUAUCUUUUACACAAGUUCCCUGGCAAACCAUUCGAGAAAAUAGCUUAUGUCCAUCCAAUAAAGUGGAUGUUGACAAUCUUAAAAAAAUGAAUGUUCUGUCCUCUAAAAGAAGAGGCAGAAAAAGAAGAACCCCCGAUGACUUGUUGGCUUUUCAGUCCAAGCGAAGGAAAUGCAAGUUCAGAGAAGGAAGAGAAAGGAUGAAAGUUGAUCUUCAACAACCUCAAGACAAAAAAACAGAAGCAGUGAAAAAAUACCGUAAUAUUAGACCGAAGCCUGUGGUGGUAGUUCAGGCUUUUGCACCGCUGACUCCUGCAGCAAUAGUGGGGACAAAAUUUCCUGAUCAUUUAGAGCCAGGUCCUAUUUUAAAUAGCUCACUUCCCAAUAAAUAUUUAAAUUACAAACAUAAUGAUGCCCCCUCUGCCAAAUCAAGUGACUUAAAUAGAAAUGUAUAUUCAACCAAACCUAAGCUAUGGCAUAAAUGUCAUGUCUGUAACCAUAGCUUCAAAUUUAAACACCAUCUUCAGGACCAUAUGAACACACAUACCAACAAAAGGCCCUACAAUUGUUGGUUUUGCCGGAAAGCGUAUAUUCAUUCUGGAAGCCUGAGCAAACACAUAAAAGUUCAUCACAAGGAAGGCAGAGGCAAAAAGCUGGUGUGUUGCGAGUUCUGUGCUAAAGUUUUUGGCCAUGCAAAAGUAUAUUUUGGCCAUCUAAAGGAGGUUCACAGAGUUGUUAUCAGCACAGAGCCCUCUACUAGCGAGCAACAGCUGCAGGAUGCUUUAAAGAACAGAGAUACGAAUACGAAAGAGCCAGAAGAAGCAACAGAGAGAGGAGAUAAGUGCAAUUUUGAAGACCUUUUCCAUAAUUCCGGAGAAGUCAAAUUACAGAUAAAAUGUGGUCGAUGCCAAUUUAUUGCACAGUCUUUUGCUGAAAUGAAGUUUCAUUUAUUGUACUGUCACGGAGAAGAGAUCCAAGGAAGAGUAAAGGAAGGGAUUUUGCAAGGAAAUAGAGGAACUAAAGGGGAAUUGGUCAAACAUGCAGCUCACUUCUGGAAACAGCACAAUGAGAGAAGAUGUUUAGCAAAAUCCAGUGCUCAAGAGGAGGAGUUUUAUAGUUUUCCAAAAUUGAAAAGGCAAAUAUAUGCUCACCAUCAGAAUAAAGCUGAUGUGUUAUCUAAAAGUGAAAUAACUGAGCCAGAACACAGUGAAGCAGCCAAGGAGAUGCAAAAUUUAGAUUGUGGUACACCAAGCAAAAAAAUUGAAAUUUGGUCUAAGGCUGGAUAUAACUGCAUUUUGUGUAAGCAGUUGUUUGGAAGAAAAGAUGAUCUUUGUAGUCAUUGGCAGAAUCAUCAUAACUGUGAAGACCCUUCUGUUUUAUGGACAAUUUUUAAUUUGUUCUCAAAACAAGGAAUAAUUGACCUUUCUAAUAGCAGUGAAUAUUAAAGCUGAAUUUUGCAAUGCUAUGAAAAAUAUGAACUACAUUC
Molecule: messenger RNA, 2597 nt
Organism: Tinamus guttatus (white-throated tinamou)
Lineage: Eukaryota; Metazoa; Chordata; Aves; Tinamiformes; Tinamidae
Source: RefSeq, a predicted model, not a curated record